GAGCCAAACGGAAUGACACCGACGACUGUGCACGUGUGAGUGCGCGCUUCCGCCGCAGGUGUGUGAGCGAGAUCACUCUCGCCCGGUUCGCUCACACCCACGGACAACUGGCUGCAGUGCAAACCCCCUCGCUCGCUGACGAUGUGUUGGUGCACCAUCGCGCUGCUCUCGUACAUAUGUAAGAUACAGAUGAAGUCGGAGUUGAAUUGAAAAUGAAAUGGAAAUGAAAAUACAACCCACCUAUUUUUGUUUCAUUUCAAUGUUAUACGAUUAAGUGAUUCGUUCUCUAAUAUAUAUUUUUAAAACUGUUAUUUAUUAUUCGUGUGACUGCGGCGACGGUUUCUCGUGUGUUUCUCGGUGCUCCGCUCGUUGCACAGUGCGGUCCGUCGUUAGUACAGAAGAAGUGUGUUUUGCAGCUUGUGAGGUGCAGCCUGGUGUGUGGUGUCUCUGCUGCCCUGCUGCUGAUGAGUGGUGUGUAGUGCAGUGCAAAACGCACAAAACCAAUUCGAUUAUACCGCCGCAGUACUUUUGCACCUUGUGCCAAGGCAAGCAAGGCCCCCCUCGGUAAAAGAAAUCGCCACAAGAAAGAAGUGACCGCGCGGUGUCCGGAUUCGGUUUCUGGGAGUCGGGUUUGCGGUGCCGCAAAUUAAAAGAGGGGGAAAUAAACUCCCGAAAACAGUUAGAGAUUUCAGUCGUACAAUUGGCAUCCGCGCGCCUACACUCGAACCGAAGGUGACUCGAUGGGUUCCCGAUGCGUUCGGAGUGUGCUGUGAAUGAGAACCGAAAAUUGGCGGAAAAGUGAUGAGGAAAAAUGAAUUAAGGUGUGACGGUGAUUUUUGAUCGGCUAGUUGUUUUCCUGUGUUUUAUGGUGCGAUGGGAAAGAAAUAAUUACUGGUGCAAACUGAAAAGGUGCUAUCGAUUUUUUCAACCUCAGUCAAGAUGAAAAAUCGGCAGAAAAUAUGAGAAAAAAGUAGUGAGUAGUGUGAGAAAAUCAGAUGAUUGAUGCUACUUGUUAGGAUAGUGUGAAAUAGUGAUUGAAGUUUUUUUCGGUGCCUCAAGAUUAUUGACCACUCCGAAAAAGUGUUGCGUGUACGCAAAGAUAUUAUGGACAGUGCAAUGGAUUCGGCAUCGACGGCCAGUGAUCACAGCAUAGCGUCAUCUAACGACUCUCGUGGACGCAAUCUGUCUUCUCCUGCGAUGCCCCAUACGCACAACGGUGGCAGCCAUGUCAUGGACAAAACGCGGACUCCAACCCCGGUCAGUCCGGUGCACAACAGUCACAACUCGAGCCUGAAUCAUGGUUCCGUGCGACAGAUGACCUCUAGUCCUUUGGGAGCGACGCCGCAGCAGAUGAUGGGCAUGCCACAUCCGUUGAGUCCUCCGCAUGUGUCGACUCCGACCUCGAUGGGAAUGGUCGGAAUGCCUCCUCGGAUGGCCGGCAAUCUGACGCACAUUCCACCACAUGGACUCGGACUGCUGAACUCCUUUAUGCACCAUGCCAGCCCGCUGGAUCUGAUGGCCGCUGCUCAUCAUCAUGUCCCUCCCCGGUCAUACAAUAGCCCGCCGCCGAUAUCCAGUUCCGACCCAACGGCCAACGAGUGCAAACUGGUCGACUACCGAGGCCAAAAAGUGGCUGCCUUCAUCAUCCAGGGCGAAACGAUGCUGUGUCUUCCGCAAGCUUUCGAGCUGUUCCUGAAGCAUCUGGUGGGUGGUCUGCAUACGGUGUACACCAAGUUGAAGCGGCUGGACAUCGUUCCGCUGGUGUGCAACGUGGAACAGGUGCGGAUAUUGCGAGGACUGGGCGCCAUCCAGCCAGGAGUCAACCGGUGCAAGUUGCUGGCCUGCAAGGACUUUGACGUCCUGUACCGCGACUGUACCACCGCCAGAUGCUUAUCGAUAAAACCACCUGAGAGUAACUCUCUGCUAUCGCACAGCUCUAGGCCUGGCAGACCACCGAAACGAGGCCCCGUGGGACUUUCGAUGCCGGCGUCGCACAUGUCGCACCACGCCGCGGCCGCCGCCGCCGCCGCCUCGCAGAUCAAAAAGCACCGGCUGGACAACGGCGAGUUCGUCUACGAGAACGGACAUCUGAACGGAUUAACCAAUGGAAACAAGCAUGAUUUCUACCUUAUCUCAACUGGAUCCUCAGAUAUCUCCCGGUUGGACAAGUCACCCCUGCUAGCCAACGGAUACAACGCUCCCCCGACGCACUUGAAUCACAUUCCGUUCAUGCAAAUGAAUCCUCAUCCGGGCGGCGCCCACCCGCUGAUGAGCCCCGGUGUGAACCCGCACGGAAUCCCACGGCCGGACGGGUCAAUCAUCAAGGGCCAGAACAUCCCGGGAAUGGAGGCUAUCGCGAGAGCUGCAUACGAGGACAUCGUCAAGCACCUGGAGCGAUUACGUGAGGAGCGAGGUGACGACAGGACAGCCGGUCUCGAUCAGAAACCACGAGAUCUCAGUUCCCAGAGUGCGCCCCCGCCAGACUCCCCGAACGGUGCCAGCCCGGUGCUGAAUCUGUCCAAAUCCGGCGGCGAUCAGACCAGCGGUGGCGCCCCCAGUGAGCGAAGCAAUCAAAACUCGCCCGAACCCUCGGUGCACGAGGAGGACGAAAACAUCAGCGAAGCCAACAUAUCGGACACCGAGGAGCCGAACGAGAAGGAAGAAGACAUCAGUGACUGCGAGCGGGACAUCUCGUCACCUGUUCCGGCCACGGUUGCGGUUUCGCAGGACAUGGAAAGCCGUCAGCAGGCGGCCCUCAACUAUUCCAGCUUGGCGGCGACAGCGGCGGCCGUGGCUGUUGGCAAUGUGCCGACGGCACAGGACCCAACGCUUUCGUCGACGGAGACCCUGCUACGGAACAUCCAGGGACUGCUCAAGGUGGCCGCCGACAAUGCACGGCAACAGGAGCGGCAGACGACCUACGAGAAGGCCGAACUGAAGAUGGACGUAAUUCGAGAGCGCGAAGUCAAAGAUUCCCUGGAACGCCAGUUGGCCGACGAAAAGCGACUCCGAGGGCUUUAUCAGAAACGAUUCAAGAAGGAGCGUCGAUUGCGAGUUCAGCUGAAAGAGCGAUUAGAUGCCGAGCGGAAGCGUCGAACCCAGCUAGAAGAGAUUAUCAAAGCCUCCGGAGCACCAGCCGAAGCGUUGCGGAUUAUCGCAGAAAAUAUCAACAACGACCAGCAGCGCGAGAAAGAACGGGAACGGGAAGCGGAGCGGGAGCGGGAGAAGGAGCGCGAAAAGGAACGCGAACGGGACAAGCACCGCGACAAGGGCCGUGAAGAUCGGGAACGGAACGAUUCGGACCGAAUGCGAGAUCGAGACUCCGAUAGGGAGGAGCGGAGUCGAGAGCGGCACGAACGGGAACGGGACCGCGAGCGGGGUUCCUCGGUGGAGCGGUUUUCCAAGGAGGGCAGUCCGGUGGCUUCGCGAGGGGCUAGUCAGGAGGUGUCGCCACCGCAGCCACAGGUCCCGGAGGGUAAACCGUGGAACUACCCGGGGCUGGACAUCAUGGCGACCGGGGCGUUCUGGCAGAACUAUUCCGAAUCGCUCGCCCAGGAGCUGGAACUGGAGCGCAAGGUGCGACAGCAGGCGGCCGAGGGCGAUGUCAAAGGGCCACUCCAAGAUCGUUCCAAUUACUACAAAAACUCCGUACUGUACAGCAGUGCCACUUAGUUCCAGCAAUUAGGGCUAAUCUUUUCAUUGCUCUCGACAUCAGCAGCAACAGCACUCGUUCUUCUUCUACUCCUCUCGCCGCAGCAGCAGCAGCAGGCCAUGACGUCGUCGUUGUCGAAGGUGUUGGCGUCAUGGCCCACUCCGACGACGCUGGGAAACCUGUAUGUGCAAUUAUACCACUAAGAGCAACUCCGGACGAGCGAACAAACGGCACUGAGUGAUUAGUAGAUAUCAGUACGAGACAGUUGGUGAAACGACAACAGCAUUUCCGAGGCUCUAGUUUUAAUUAGACGGCUUUUGAUUGGAAGCUAGGCGAGCGAUUUAUACGAAGCGACAAAUGAACAAAAGAGAACAUUCGAACUGAAAUCAAGAUUGGGUAAUGAUAGAUGAAACUGUAUUUAUUGUACUUCUUAAAUGAUUGACUUAUUUGAAAAGCAGGAAACGAAACAUGACAGAUGAAAAGUAGAAAAAAAAAAACAGACGUGAAAAUUCAAUUCUAUCAGCUAUCAAAAGUCUUUGACAGAUCUUUUGUCUUGAAAUGGAUACGAAGAAUCAAUUAAAACUGUAGGCAGAGCCCUCUUCAUUCUAUUGGUCAUUGAAAAGACAAAAGUUUGUGUCAGGCUUUCGAAAGUUGAAUCAAAUUCAGCAGUUACAAAAUUAUUCACUCUUAGACUAGACCUGGAUCUCAAAACAAUAUCGAAUUGCACACUGCAAAAACCGUAACCAGUUUUGUACAACUUUCGUUAAACAAAUUGCAAUUUUUAAUAAUUUAUUUUAGGAACAAUAAAGUGUGAGUGAUGUUUAGUACAACCGAUUUAGCACAAAUGUAUUCAGUUGCGCCACGCCUACGAUAACGUAUGGUAAAGUGUAACGGCACGACGUAACUCUUGAUUUCUUAUUUCUUCGACUAUCUGAUUGGAAAAGUCAAACUUUUUUAAUGAAAUUAUGCCGUACUGUAAAGAAAAUCCGUAAUACUACUGUAAACUCGUACUUAAGAUAAUGUGAAUAGUUUCGUGUUUUUAUGAAAGGAAUCUAAAUUAUAGACAAGUAAGUCUACUUACGUAUAAACUGAUAAAAUGAGAAUAUGAAAAAACAUACACUUAUAAUCAGACAAACGUCAUGGAAGUACUUAGUAUUUUUCCGGGUUAGUUUCUUCCAGAUAAAUCUAUGUUUAUAAUCAAGCAUUAGAAAAUACAACCAAGUGAUAGUGAUCGUUAGCAUAAACCAUCUCGGGAAAGAAACCUUUUAGUUUAUCAUCGGUAACACUGCUGUAUUAGUUCGUGUUUUACUCUAGCCUAGGUAGCCUUAUUUGAAAUCCUAAUUUUGUACAAAGAUUAAUCAAAUGUCGAGCACAAACACAUACACUCACAUGCAGACAGACAUACUGAAGGCACACAAUCACUCCCCGCAUACAAAGAUCAUAAUAGACCCGUUUCCACAUUUUUAUAUAUUUCCCCUCCGCAUUUAUAUGUCAAAAACCAAAACAGCAACCAAGCGCAAACAAAUCGACGUGUCGACUUUGACUUUUAUUUAUUUUUCUCGUAUUUUAAAGUAUUGUUAGUGAAACAACAGAAAUCAAUCGCUAUUUAUCAAGCAUACUGUAUCUAUAUAAACAUUACAAAUAAAAUGAUCGUAAAUGGAACAUUUAAUUCAUCGUAGAGCAAAAGUGGUUGGUGGUGAAAAAAGCAAAAAAAAAAAAACAAACGAAAAAAUCAACAAUGAUCAGACACAAAACCAGACCCGGUGACACGUUAAAUUAUUCGCAACGAAUAAUUUCUGUUUUUCUAUGUAUGUAAGGGCUUAUUGUUAAUGGUGAGGAAAAUAAAAGAAAAACACAUGAAAUCAACUGGUAAUCAAACAGCAGAGGCAACAAUGCAGCGCGUUUUCAAACACACACACACACAGACAAGCAUUAUAAACAAAUAAAAAAGCAACAUCCAGCAUUACAGAGGGAAAACCGUAGCUCCCCUUUUCCUUCCCAGGGUGGGGUGUCGGUUACACAUUUUUUAAUUGAUGGAUUGGUACCGAUGCAAAUAAUUCACAAUAGCAGAAAGAAAAACAAAGCUACGCGGCAAAUCAACAAAAACUGACAGAAUCAAAUAUAAAUGAUUAUCAACAACAACAACAAGCUGUAAAAUGAAAUGCUCUGUGCUAUUUAGAAAGGUCAAAUAAAAUACCAAAAUAUAU
Aedes albopictus (Asian tiger mosquito) is the source of this 5859-nucleotide messenger RNA. RefSeq names its product dachshund homolog 2 (gene dac). Gene Ontology annotation, molecular function: DNA-binding transcription factor activity, RNA polymerase II-specific; RNA polymerase II cis-regulatory region sequence-specific DNA binding. Gene Ontology annotation, biological process: regulation of transcription by RNA polymerase II. The coding region runs from base 1105 to 3672 and encodes 855 amino acids. The record is from RefSeq and is a predicted model, not a curated record. Lineage: Eukaryota; Metazoa; Arthropoda; Insecta; Diptera; Culicidae. Gene Ontology annotation, cellular component: transcription regulator complex; nucleus. The transcript has 12 exons.